AUGUCGACAGUUACUACUCAGAUUGAGGCGCCUGUCGCGAGGUCUCGUGUAGUGCAACUGAAAACUGAGGCAGAGCAGCCGGCAUUGCCAGAUAUCAACACUAUCCGAAAGGCUAUUCCUCCUCAUUGUUUCCAGCCUUCAACAUGGAGAUCGUUAUCCUAUGUUGCGCGGGAUCUCGUCAUGGCCGCCGUGCUUACCUACGGGGCCUUGACGUACAUCCCUUCUGUAUCUAAUCCAGUCUACCGCACUUCUCUGUGGGUUGUCUACGGAUUUCUCCAAGGUCUUGUCGUUGGCUGGGUUCUGCACUGCGCUUUGGGUGUGCCUUACUUCUCGUGGAAGUUCUCGCACGCUCGGCACCAUCGCUUCACCGGCCACAUGCAGAAGGAUAUGGCUUUCGUUCCGCAGACGAAGCCCUCCUGGUUUAUCCAAUCGCUAGGAGAUUCCCUGAGCUCUUUCGUCAACUCUGAAGUUCUAGAGGAUGCGCCUCUGGUGAAUCUGAUUCGCCUACUUGGCCAGCAGCUAGGAGGGUGGCAGGUUUAUAUGCUCCUCAACGCCACGGCAGGAGAAGAUAGCAUGCAGAACUUAGAGGCCAAAUGGUGGAGGCGUAGCCACUUGGAUCCUUUCAGCGGAGUAUUCCGACCCCAGGAAGCUAUCUAUGUUCUCAUUUCGGAUUUGGGCCUUGCACUUGUAGCCGCAGGCCUCUACUACAGCUCGUUGGCUCUUGGCUGGCAAACCGUUUUCCUCUUAUACGGAGUUCCGUAUCUCUGGGUGAACCAUUGGCUAGUUGCUAUUACCUACCUUCACCACACGCACAAGGACGUCCCUCAUUAUGAUGGCGAACGAUGGACUUUCGUAGCUGGAGCUCUUGCUACUGUCGAUCGUGAUUUCGGCUUCAUUGGCCGCCACAUAUUCCAUGGUAUUAUCGAUACCCACGUUGUGCACCACUUGUUCUCGCGAAUCCCUUUCUAUUACGCUGAAGAAGCCACCAGAGCGAUUAAGCCGCUUCUCGGUGAUCUCUACCAUAGCGACGAGCAUUCAUUUAUGGGUUCAUUAUGGGAGACUUCUCGUACUUGCCAAUACGUAGAAAACGACCCGAGCAACCCUGGAGUUAUGAAGUGGGCCAAAUAG
Molecule: messenger RNA, 1128 nt
Organism: Daldinia childiae
Lineage: Eukaryota; Fungi; Ascomycota; Sordariomycetes; Xylariales; Hypoxylaceae
Product: Delta(12) fatty acid desaturase
Exons: 5
Coding region: 1-1128 (375 amino acids)
Biological process (GO): lipid metabolic process
Molecular function (GO): oxidoreductase activity, acting on paired donors, with oxidation of a pair of donors resulting in the reduction of molecular oxygen to two molecules of water
Source: RefSeq, a predicted model, not a curated record